GUUUCCACAGUUGCAAGUCUCCUUAGCAGUCGGUCACUAGUGACAGCUUGAUGGUGACGCAUGAAUUGAUUGCUACUGCAGAAAUGUCAUAAAUAGUAUUAAUGAAGGGCUUGCAUGCUGUGGCACAAAGACUGCAUCAUGCUGUGCGCUAUGUUCAUGUUUUGAAAUCAAGAUUGAUUAACCAACUCAAAAAGACCCAGCUGGUUAUGUGACUUGGAACCCUGUUUGUGAAGCACUUGUUCAUUUUUACAAGACGACAGUACUGUCCAGAGGAAGAAAUGAUCAUGUAGAUUCUACAGCCUGGGUGCUGCAUAAUGGGAAGUGGUGAAUGGAGUGGAGCUGGUCUGCAGCCUUGAAAGCAGCCAGUCUGUGGACCACCAGUCAGCCAGGGACACUUUGCACGCCAGAGGCAUUCUCCACACCGCUCACUGGGACACGCUGGAUUCUUUCUAAUUGCUUAGGUUGGGAUACGAGAUUCCUUUCCUUCAAUUUUUAAACAAUUUUAAGCUUGUAUCAACUAUAACGAGUGGAGCAAUAUAAUCAACAACAAUGGGUGACAUGACAAAUAGCGAUUUUUAUUCCAAGAACCAAAGAAAUGAGGCCAACCAUGCAGGAGAAUUUGGGUGCACACUGCAAGAACUGCGCUCCCUCAUGGAACUUCGAGGAACAGAAGCAGUAGUAAAAAUUAAAGAGACAUAUGGGGAAACAGAGGGGCUCUGCAGACAUCUGAAGACAUCACCAACAGAAGGAUUAGCUGGCACUGCUGCAGAUCUAGAAAAAAGAAAGCUUAUUUUUGGGAAAAACUUCAUUCCCCCAAAGAAGCCAAAAACAUUCUUACAGCUAGUCUGGGAAGCGCUGCAGGACGUGACUCUUAUAAUCUUGGAAAUUGCAGCCAUCAUAUCUUUGGGGCUCUCAUUUUACCAGCCACCUGGAGAAGGCAAUGAAGGAUGUGGUACUGCAACAGGAGGAGCUGAAGAUGAAGGUGAGGCUGAAGCUGGCUGGAUUGAAGGUGCUGCCAUUCUGCUCUCUGUUAUCUGUGUUGUGCUCGUCACUGCCUUCAAUGACUGGAGCAAGGAGAAGCAGUUCCGUGGGCUUCAAAGUCGUAUUGAGCAGGAACAGAAAUUUACUGUUGUCCGAGGUGGACAGGUUAUCCAAAUCCCAGUGGCAGAGAUAGUAGUUGGUGACAUUGCACAGGUGAAAUAUGGUGAUCUCCUACCUGCCGAUGGGAUAUUUAUUCAAGGAAAUGAUCUUAAAAUUGAUGAAAGUUCUUUAACUGGAGAGUCAGACCAAGUCCGCAAAUCUGUUGACAAAGACCCAAUGCUACUGUCAGGUACUCACGUCAUGGAAGGCUCUGGACGAAUGCUCGUAACUGCCGUGGGUGUAAAUUCUCAGACAGGCAUCAUCUUUACUCUGUUAGGUGCUGGAGGAGAAGAAGAAGAAAAGAAAGAUAAGAAAGGUGUGAAACAGGACGAUGGACAUCAGCUUCCAGAUUCUUCCCAUCCCUCCUCCCACCCUCCUUCAGCCACAGAUGGUGGAGCAGGUGCAAAUGCCACUGAUAAUGCAAAUGCCAGCUUAGUCAAUGGCAAAAUGCAGGAUGGGAAUAUGGAGAACAGCCAGAACAAAGCCAAGCAGCAGGACGGGGCUGCUGCCAUGGAGAUGCAGCCACUGAAGAGUGCAGAAGGGGGAGAAGGAGAUGACAAAGACAAGAAGAAAUCCAACAUGCACAAGAAAGAAAAAUCUGUCCUUCAGGGAAAGCUGACUAAGCUGGCAGUCCAGAUAGGCAAAGCAGGUUUGGUGAUGUCUGCCAUCACUGUAAUCAUUUUGGUACUCUAUUUUGCCAUCGACACCUUUGUGGUCAAAAAGAAACAGUGGCUGCCUGAGUGCACUCCCGUCUACGUUCAGUAUUUUGUUAAAUUCUUCAUUAUUGGUGUUACUGUACUUGUGGUUGCUGUUCCUGAGGGACUUCCACUUGCUGUCACUAUUUCUCUGGCUUAUUCAGUAAAGAAAAUGAUGAAGGAUAACAAUCUGGUCCGCCACUUAGAUGCUUGUGAAACUAUGGGUAAUGCCACAGCCAUCUGCUCCGACAAAACAGGGACACUAACAACCAACCGGAUGACAGUCGUCCAAGCCUAUGUCGGUGAUGUCCACUACAAAGAGAUCCCUGACCCAGAUUCUGUACCCGCCAAAACCCUUGAAUUGCUGGUAAAUGCCAUUGCUAUCAACAGUGCUUAUACUACAAAAAUUCUGCCACCAGAAAAAGAAGGUGGCCUGCCUCGCCAGGUAGGCAAUAAGACGGAGUGUGGCCUCUUGGGGUUUGUCCUGGAUUUGAAACAGGAUUAUGAGCCUGUUCGGAACCUCAUCCCUGAGGAGAAACUUUAUAAGGUUUACACAUUCAACUCUGUGAGAAAGUCAAUGAGCACUGUCAUUAAAAUGCCAGAUGGCAGUUUCCGAAUGUACAGCAAAGGAGCUUCUGAAAUUGUUCUGAAGAAGUGUUCCAGGAUCCUUAAUGCAGCUGGUGAACCUCGUGUCUUCAGACCACGUGACCGGGAUGAAAUGGUGAAAAAAGUGAUUGAACCAAUGGCCUGUGAUGGACUGAGAACUAUCUGUGUUGCUUUCCGAGACUUCAAUAGCAGCCCUGAGCCAGACUGGGACAAUGAAAAUGACAUUUUAUCUGAUCUGACUUGCAUUUGUGUUGUUGGCAUUGAAGACCCAGUAAGGCCAGAGGUCCCAGAAGCCAUAAGAAAGUGCCAGCGAGCUGGAAUCACAGUCCGCAUGGUCACUGGAGACAACAUCAACACAGCACGCGCCAUUGCCAUAAAAUGUGGAAUCAUUCAUCCAGGAGAAGACUUUCUUUGCCUUGAAGGAAAAGAGUUUAACAGAAGGAUCCGAAAUGAGAAAGGAGAGAUUGAGCAAGAGCGGAUUGACAAAAUCUGGCCAAAACUUCGAGUACUUGCUCGGUCAUCUCCCACAGACAAACACACUUUGGUAAAAGGUAUUAUUGACAGCACACAGGUGGAACAGAGGCAGGUUGUAGCUGUGACUGGUGACGGAACCAAUGAUGGACCAGCACUUAAAAAGGCUGACGUUGGCUUUGCAAUGGGUAUUGCUGGAACAGAUGUUGCAAAGGAAGCCUCAGAUAUCAUCCUAACAGAUGACAAUUUCAGUAGCAUUGUGAAGGCUGUGAUGUGGGGACGUAACGUCUAUGAUAGUAUCUCAAAAUUCCUGCAGUUCCAGCUCACUGUUAACAUUGUGGCUGUGAUUGUGGCUUUCACUGGAGCAUGCAUUACUCAGGACUCUCCUCUAAAAGCUGUACAGAUGUUGUGGGUCAAUCUGAUUAUGGACACCUUUGCCUCACUUGCUCUGGCCACUGAACCUCCAACAGAGGCUCUAUUGCUAAGAAAGCCAUAUGGCAGGAACAAACCUCUCAUAUCCCGUACCAUGAUGAAGAACAUUCUGGGCCAUGCUGUUUAUCAGCUUACUCUAAUAUUUACACUUCUUUUUGUUGGUGAGAAAAUGUUUAAGAUUGACAGUGGGAGGAAUGCACCACUCCACUCUCCUCCUUCAGAGCACUACACCAUUAUCUUCAACACCUUUGUCAUGAUGCAGCUUUUCAAUGAAAUCAACGCACGCAAAAUCCAUGGCGAGAGAAAUGUCUUUGAUGGAAUCUUCAGAAAUCCUAUUUUUUGCACUAUUGUACUGGGUACAUUUGCUAUUCAGAUAGUAAUUGUCCAGUUUGGAGGAAAACCAUUUAGCUGUUCCCCCCUGCAGCUUGACCAGUGGAUGUGGUGUGUAUUUAUUGGAUUAGGAGAACUUGUAUGGGGUCAGGUCAUUGCAACCAUCCCAACAAGUAGGCUAAAGUUUUUAAAGGAGGCAGGGCGGCUCACUGAGAAGGAGGAGGUCCCUGAAGAAGAACUCAAUGAAGAUGUUGAAGAAAUUGAUCAUGCAGAGAGAGAACUUCGACGUGGACAAAUUCUCUGGUUCAGAGGUCUCAACAGAAUCCAAACCCAGAUCGAAGUAGUCAAUACUUUCAAGAGUGGCACUUCCUUUCAGGGGGCUCUAAGGAGACAGUCCUCCGUCACAAGCCAGACCCAGGAUGUAACCAAUAUUUCUAGCCCUAGUCACGUAUCGUUAUCCAAUGCUCUUUCCUCUCCUACCAGCACAUCUGCUGCUGCGGCUGGGCGUGAGUGUGUAUUCUUAAUGCAUCAGACCUACAGAGAUGCCAACUUAUGUAGCAGUCAUUUGAGACUGAGCUACUUUGCCCUUUCCCACUUUGUCCUGUUAUGUUUAUUAGUUUAUUACCCAGCUACACAAAACUGGAUUACUUUGUGUACAGUAGAUGCUGUCCAUCAUUUAUUGCAGGUUAUGUUAGCUACUGUUAGAGCAGGAAUUUGUAGACAUUUUUAUCCAGUUAUGGAGACUCUAUCUGAGGUUUCUGUGUUAUGUUUUCCUAAUGUCACUGUAUAUAUUUUUCUUCUGCUUACAAAAUACGUAUUUUAAAUAGUUCUAUGAAAACCUUGUAUUAAGAG
This is a messenger RNA of Cygnus atratus (black swan), 4526 nucleotides long. It is a transcript of the gene ATP2B2, whose product is annotated as ATPase plasma membrane Ca2+ transporting 2. Lineage: Eukaryota; Metazoa; Chordata; Aves; Anseriformes; Anatidae. The coding region runs from base 550 to 4497 and encodes 1315 amino acids. Gene Ontology annotation, molecular function: ATP hydrolysis activity; ATP binding; PDZ domain binding. Gene Ontology annotation, biological process: regulation of cytosolic calcium ion concentration; calcium ion transmembrane transport. The record is from RefSeq and is a predicted model, not a curated record. Gene Ontology annotation, cellular component: postsynaptic density membrane; intracellular membrane-bounded organelle. The transcript is spliced from 25 exons.